GGCCUCUGACCUGUUUCUACUGGACACACGGGCAGUGUGGGCUUCAGAGGAGGGCUGGCUGGAGUUUGAUGUCACUGCCACCAGUAACAUGUGGGUGAUGAACCCUCAGCACAACAUGGGACUACAGUUGAGCGUGGUGACCCGAGAUGGUUUCAGCGUAAAUCCUAGGGAAGCAGGCCUUAUAGGUCGAGAUGGCCCUUAUGACAAACAGCCCUUCAUGGUGGCCUUCUUCAAAGUGAGUGAAGUCCACGUACGGACCACUAGGUCAGCGACAAGCAGGCGCAGGCAGCAGAGUCGAAACCGCUCCACCCAGGCACAGGAUGUUUCCAGGGUGUCUAGUGUCACAGAUUACAACAGCAGUGACUUAAAAACAGCGUGCAGAAAGCAUGAGCUUUACGUUAGCUUCCAAGACUUGGGAUGGCAGGACUGGAUAAUCGCUCCAAAGGGCUACGCGGCCAACUAUUGUGAUGGGGAGUGCUCAUUCCCACUGAAUGCCCAUAUGAACGCCACCAAUCACGCCAUCGUACAGACUCUGGUUCAUCUUAUGAAUCCUGAUUACGUUCCCAAACCAUGCUGUGCACCUACCAAACUCAAUGCCAUAUCUGUUCUUUAUUUUGAUGAUAAUUCUAAUGUAAUCUUGAAGAAAUACAGGAAUAUGGUAGUAAGAGCUUGUGGCUGUCACUGA
Molecule: messenger RNA, 685 nt
Organism: Apaloderma vittatum (bar-tailed trogon)
Lineage: Eukaryota; Metazoa; Chordata; Aves; Trogoniformes; Trogonidae
Gene: BMP6
Product: bone morphogenetic protein 6
Exons: 5
Biological process (GO): SMAD protein signal transduction
Cellular component (GO): extracellular region
Molecular function (GO): cytokine activity; growth factor activity
Source: RefSeq, a predicted model, not a curated record